Gongylonema pulchrum is the source of this 1695-nucleotide messenger RNA. Lineage: Eukaryota; Metazoa; Nematoda; Chromadorea; Rhabditida; Gongylonematidae. The record is from the annotation of a GenBank genome assembly.
AUGCCGCAAGUAUUCCGCGCUGAAGGCCUCGACUAUGUUCUCGAGAUGUGUGAUCCAAAAAAGGCUGCGCAAAAAGCCUACGGGAAGGAGGAAGAGGAGGAGAAGGAGGGAAGCGAUCUUGAACCGGAUAACGACGAGAGCGAUGGUACCGAAAUUCUUGAUGAACGGGACUUCGAAACGGGAGAUGAACACGAAGAUGAACAUAGUUAUGGUCCAAAACCGAGCACCUCAAAAAAAGUCACUUUUGCACUUGAAGUUGCGAAUGAUGUUGGUCGGGUUGAGAGCGAUGACGGGGACGAUGUUGGGAAUCUGAAAGAAGAUAUUUACGGUCGAGUUGUUGACCGAAAAACGGGAGCAGUUUUGCCUUCAAAGCUGGGCGCAAAGGAGAAACUUGAUGAAUUGGAACGACGAACUGGCGUACUCGAAACAGAAGAUCGGUUGAAAUUAACAAAAUGCCUGAGAGGCCUUGUGAAUCGUCUCAAUGAACAUACGCUUGUUGGAGCUGUAAAGAAUUUUUCGGAUAUAUUUGCCAGCAAUGGGCAUAAUGAAGUGAAACAAAUAUUGUUCUGUGAAAUUUCAAAUAGCGUCGCAAUGGAUUAUCGGUUGCCAGACAGGCUUAUCAUCGAAUAUGCUGUCUUCAUUGCUCUUAUUCAUACCACAGUCUCGUCUGAAGUCUCAUCAUAUAUUAUUGAGAAUUUUAUUACGAAACUUUUGGAAACGAUUGCAAAUCCUCCAGAAGGCAAAUCACUGGAAAAUUUGUGCAUUUUUCUUGCCGAACUUUAUAAUUUCAAGGUUCAUUUUGGGUGUAUUAUUGUCUAUGUAAUUUCAUCACUUUCUCGAGGAUGCACGCAAGAUUUUUUAAUAAAUUCUGUGCCUGGCUUGCCAAUCCAUUUAGUUUUGCGGAAAGCAGUGGUUCAGGUUAUCAAAGUCACCAUUGUCACAGAAGUUAUCCAGCGUCUCAGAGAGGAAGUUAGUGACAAAUGCAUGACCUGUCUCACAGUUAUUCUCAGCUACAAAUUUAGCUGCAUUCGAACUAAUUCACCGUUUUUCCUAGACUGCGGUAACACGUUGAGGAAGCGCAACUUGGAUGCUUUGCAGAAGUGUCUCACGGAGACGCAGUCAUUUUUGUCCGGACUUUCGGAGACAUCUUUAAAAGAGCAACAGCUACGAUAUGUUGUAGAAGAGAUUAACGACAUUAAAAAUGCAAAUGUUCGACAAUUCACUGAUAAAGUGGAUUCUACUUUAUACGACCACUACGUUAGCAUUUAUCAAAUGGGCCGAGAGAAAGAGCUACCAAUGAGUGUUGACGAUAUCGUGCACAUCGCAGAAAGAGGACGCUGGUGGCUUGUUGGCUCGGCUUGGUUACCAUCUGCAACUGGGAACUCUCAGGAUCAAUUAGUGACAGAUAAAGCAGCUGAAAAGAAUACACUUUUCAGCCCAUCCUUGUUGCAGCUUGCUAAAAACGCCAAAAUGAACACGACGAUUCGACGUAACAUUUUCUGCACAAUCAUGUCGUCUACGGAUGAAGCAGAUGCAUUCGAGAAGCUAUUACGAUUGUCGCUGAAGGGUCAACAGGAAAGGGAAAUUGUGCACAUUUGCGUGCACUGUGCACUCCGAGAAGCCUCGUAUAAUCCAUUUUAUGCAGCAGUCAUCGAUCAUCUUUGCUGUUAUCAUAAACGUUUUAAAGUUAGUUGA